AUGUUAAACAAUCAUGGCACUCUUGUUAUCCUUCUCAUGCCACUGUGUUUAUCCAUACUUGUCCCUAAUACAAUUGCAGAGUGGUUAAAUCAUAGAGACAUAUCUGCAACACCAGCAGUAGCCAAUGGAGCAGUGUACUUCCCCUCUUGGAAUGGAUUUUUGUAUGCAGUGAAUGCCUUCAAUGGUGCUGUUUUAUGGAAACAGAACCUUGGUCAGCUGACCGGUCUGAGUGGAACCGGGACUGUGGUGAAUGUGUCUGCAUCGAGAUCCACCCCUACAGUAGCCGGCAACCUUCUCAUUGUUGGAAUCUAUGGGCCUGCAGUUGUGAUUGCCGUUACUCGUUUGACUGGAAAUCUGGUGUGGCUCACUCACCUAGACCAGCACCCACUAGCUCUAAUUACUUCAUCAGGAACUGUUCAUAAGGGGGCGUACUACAUUGGAGUAUCAUCAUUAGAAGAAAUAGUGCCAGCCGAACUGUGUUGCACAUUCCGGGGCAGCCUGGCAAAGCUAGAUGUUAGAACUGGUGCAAUUUUCUGGAAAACUUUCACUCUUCCUGAUAAUGGUGGCAAACUAGGGGGCUACUCAGGCGCGGCUAUUUGGGGAAGCAGCCCUGCCAUUGACACAGACAGGGGACUUGUUUAUGUUGCAACUGGCAACCUCUACAAUGCUCCACCUGUGGUGCUACAAUGUCAAGAAGAGCAGAACAAUAAUAAAACAAAACCGACUCAUCCUGAUCAGUGCAUUGGGCCAGAUAUCAACUUCAACUCGAUCCUGGCAUUUGAUAUUGAUUCCGGAAAGAUGAUAUGGUCAAGACAACUAGGUGGCUACGACGUUUUCUAUUUCGCGUGCUUAGUCCCUAAUAAUCCCGACUGUCCACCGGGGCCAAAUGAGGAUGCAGAUUUUGGAGAGGCCCCCAUGUUGCUUAGCAUAAUACUUGCAGAUGGACAGGUUCACGAUAUUGUUGUGGCAGUGCAGAAGAGUGGCUUUGUCUGGGCUCUAGACCGUGACAAUGGUGACAUAGUCUGGUUUAAUGUAGCAGGACCAGGAGGCAAGGAGGGAGGAGGGAUAUGGGGAGCAGCCACAGACGGAAAAAGAGUGUACACAAACAUAGCCAACAGUGACAGAGUGACCUUCCCUCUUUCACCAUCUAAGCAAACAACAACAGCCGGUGCAUGGGUAGCUCUGGACGCGAAUUCUGGUAACAUUGUAUGGACCACGGCCAAUCCAAGCAACGAAACUUCCCAAGCACCGGUGACACUAGCCAGAGGUAUCCUUUUUGCUGGUUCAGUAGCUUCUAAUGGUCCUAUCUAUGCAAUGGAUGCCAAUACCGGGGCUAUUUUGUGGUCUUACAAUACCGGUGCUACUAUAUAUGGUGGUGCAUCAGUGAGUUAUGGGUGCAUUUACAUUGGCAGUGGAUAUUCAGUUAGUCUGGCAAAGUUUCACCCAAAUUGGACUCCAGGAACUUCACUCUUUGCCUUCUGCAUUGCAUGAAAGACUCAUCUUCUUGGAAAUUUGCAAGUUGAUAUGGACCUCAUAAGAAAUAAAAUUGAACUUAUUUUAUGUUAGCUUGUGCUAUCUGAUGUGAACAAUAUGGAAUGAAUGUGACUUGGGGGUUCUAAUUUUUUUUUUUUUUUUCUGAUGGCUGAGAAAUUAUUGAUUUUAGUCUAUAAAAAACUUUAUGAUGGCAUUUCCAUUCUUAUGCUUAUGGCAGGAUUAAUAGUGUAUUGAUUUUGGAGUGUGGACUAGAGACUACUUCAA
This is a messenger RNA of Cornus florida, 1758 nucleotides long. RefSeq lists its product as uncharacterized. The coding region runs from base 1 to 1491 and encodes 496 amino acids. NCBI's taxonomy places the organism in Eukaryota, Viridiplantae, Streptophyta, Magnoliopsida, Cornales, Cornaceae. The record is from RefSeq and is a predicted model, not a curated record. The transcript has 5 exons.